UGCUUCUUCUGAUUCCCUUUCCCCCCCGGCACCCCUCCUGUUCUCUUCCAUCCUUGCGCGGUUCUGCGUUUUGUCCGCAAUUUGUCCCAGGGCGCGACUGACUCGCUUCUGUCGACGUAUCAAUUCCUCCUCCCUUCGUUUGCUCAUUUGUAGCUCUUUCCUUGUGCCUUGUCUCCUGCCCUUGAUCCCGGGUCCCUAGCCCGGUUCAGAGCUAGUUUUUGGCAUUAUGCUUUAUUCUUCCCUCGUAUCGUCCUCGUACAGCCGGCCCAAGUUUUAACAAAGCGUGGACCGUCCUUCACAUCGCAAAGGAUCCCCGCGAUCUCCCUCAAAAGCAUAUUCAUCAACCCGAACACACGUGACCAAUUCUGGGUUCAGGCUGCGAUUCGACUUGUGUCGCGGUGGCGUUGCCCCUCAGGAACCACCUCUCGGUUGAUACACUAGAAGGUAUGGAGACGCCUUCUGGAUUCCCCCAGCUGGACGAAGGCCUGUCGCAGGGGGAUAUUUCUCUCCGUCCUCAUACCGAGGAGCCUUCUGUAGUCCUUCCCAUGGCGCAUCCGCCAGCUCUCCCAGGCAACUCGUCGCAUAUGCCUCAGAAAUCCAAGUCGGCAACCCGAACCGCACACACCGAAAAGCAACUGCCCUCCACCGGCACUGCGCCUAGCAAAAAGGUGGCUAUUCCCCGACAGCGAUCCACCGCCGCCCCGCGUUACAGUCGACGGGUCCCCUUAGCAUGCGAGUCGUGUAGGCAGCGGAAAACGAAAUGCAGUGGCGAUACACCCAUUUGUCGACAGUGCAAGGAGCUGAGAAUAACCUGCAACUAUCCGGUCUCAUGGCGGGAGAAGACGAAAGGGGAACUGGAUAAACUUGCUGUCAAGGUUACCGACUACGAGAAUCUACUGCGAGAUAUUGGUAAUUUUGUCGAUGGUCGAGCUGCUGAGCGUAUCAAGGUGAUGCUGGACAAGCAUUCUGAUAGCGGAGAAUACACCCAAUCUAGCUCAGUAACCCCUCGGGACGACGAUAAUGAUGAUGCGGUGUCGUCCCCUUCAUCCAUCGGAUCUUUGGAUGCAAUUGACCGGGUCGAGGAGGACGUGAACCGCAGCCCGAGCUCCAGAGCAACAGGUUAUAUGGGAAAGAACUCCGAAGUCACUUGGAUGCAGCGAGUCCGAAUGGAGGCCGAGCAACGUUCUCGCAAACUUCCCGGCCCCUACGAGGCAGACCAAGAAGGCGAGUUUGCCAUUCAUUCUGUCAAUUACCACCUUGACGACAUGGAUAUAUCCGUACCUGGCCCUGUGCAUGUAUACUGGAUGCCGCCGCGGAAGGUGGCGGAUAAACUUUUCGAAGACUACUUGGACACAGUGCAUCCAUUUUACCCUAUAAUCAGCCGUACGCUUUUCCGUACACAAUAUAAGACAUUCUUCGAGAGCGCCGCACGACCAGGGGACAAGUGGCUGGCUAUAUUGAACAUGAUCUUUGCCAUUUCCGCCAAGCAUGCCCACCUCACGCGGGCUCCAUGGCGUGGCGAUGAAAAUGACCACCUGGUGUAUCUGACGCGAGCCCGGAUAUUGAGUAUGAACGGCGAUGUGCUAUUCAGCCAUCCUGAUCUGCAACAGGUGCAGGUCGAAGGCCUGAUCGCCUACUAUCUUCUGGCAACAGAUCAGAUUAACAGGGCCUGGCGAAUUGCCGCUUUAGCUGUUCGUUCCGCGGUCACUCUCGGACUCAACAUGAAGAAUUCUAGCGAAGGGACCGCCAGCGUCGCCAAGGAGGCGCGCUAUAGGGUCUGGUGGUGCCUCUAUACGUUUGAACACAUGCUUGGAAUCAUGACGGGACGGGCCUCGUGCAUCAGCGACGGCAUCUGCACCACACCGUUUCCUAUCCCCUUCGAGGAGGACCAACUACUGGAGCCCGCCGCGUUUAGGCUUCUGAACGAGCCCGAACUGCGCCAGGAGUACAUAGAGACGGCACUCGCCUGUAUUUCUGUACGACUAAUGCCAUCCAAUCCUAAAGGGGGCCGAAACGCGCAGUUAACCGAUAAGCCGCGUGACGUGACGUGGCUAAGAAGCCUCCCUGCCAGUAGCGCUCUCGGCUUCCUUUAUUACGUCGAUCUCGCAGUGAUCGCGCAGGAGAUUGUCAACCGUGUCUACUCGUUAGACUGUGUUUCGAUACCCUGGAGUCAUAUUGAGAACCGCAUUGGUGAACUGCGAGCCCGAAUCGACGUGUGGUACACCAAUCUCCAUGAGUCAUUUGACUUUACUCGGAUGGACGACCUGUCAGCAAUCAUGGUCCGUAGCAAGCUCUUACUCGCCUUCCACUACUACAGUGCGCGAAUUACCUUAGGACGACCCUGCUUGUGUCGUCGCGACGCACGGCAGACCGCGUCCAACAAAAAGCCAACGUUCAGUCACGAGAUGGCGGUAAUCACGCUGGAAUCUGCUCGGCAGAUGCUCGACUUGAUUCCUGAUGUGCCUGACGCUGUCCGUCUCUACGAUAUCUGCCCGUGGUGGUGCAUUUUGCACUAUCUAAUGCAAACAACAACCGUGCUGCUUCUUGAGUUGUCAUUUGGCAGCAUCCACAUGCCGGAGGAAGAGAUGGGCCUUUUGAGUUCGGCUAAAAAGGCCAUUCGCUGGCUAUUUGCCAUGGCUGAGAAUAGUCUUGCAUCACGACGCGCAUGGGAGUUGUGUUACGGCAGCCUUCGACAGAUUGCUACCGGUAUGAACUACGACAUUAGUGAUUUGCCAGCGAUUGGCUUUGAGGCCCAGAACCAGUCCCAGGCUCCAGUGUUCAACUCUACACAGCAUGUUCAUCCUGGAGAGACCGUAAACACGUGCCCAACCUUUUACAACCCCGCAGCCGCUGAUAUAAACCACACAGCGUCAAUUUCCUCCUCUCAGGUACCUCAGGAUACCGCCAUGUCAUUCACUCAGGACGAGCAACCAUUCUUGGGGCUAGGGAUGCCAUCCAACAAUUCAUUGCCCACAAAUUCGGAGUCAAACCCCGGAGGUGACUCCUACUUCCCCUACGAUCCAAUCAGCGGCGAAUUUAUCCGCUCAUUCUUCCCCUCUUCCACUGACGAGGUCCCAUGGGGUGGAGUAUGAGCAUACCUACUUCUCUCUCAAAAUCUCAGAUCCAUUCCCAUUCGUUGUAUUUAUUUCCCACCCAUACUCUUCCUUCUCCUUCUCUGUGAGCGAUGCUCUAUACCUAUGAUUCUUCUUGACUUUUGAUAUCUUUAUCUCUAUCUCGCAAUUAUGUAUGCAUAUAUUUAUUCACGUCAACGAUGUAACGCAGGAGUUCAAUGGGGGUAGGUAGAAUGGGAUGAUACAGGCUGGUACUGGUAACCUUGGAUAACGAGAUGGGAUAGAUGGAUGGUGCUUGGGGGUUCUGUAUGUUUUUUGUAUUUGUUUGCUUUCCCCCCCUUAGGACUAGGAAUAGUUCAUUUCGGUCUUAGUUGAACUAUUACGAUGAUUGAUAUACCUC
Messenger RNA from Aspergillus sclerotioniger CBS 115572, 3471 nucleotides. RefSeq lists its product as uncharacterized. The record is from RefSeq and is a predicted model, not a curated record. NCBI's taxonomy places the organism in Eukaryota, Fungi, Ascomycota, Eurotiomycetes, Eurotiales, Aspergillaceae. Gene Ontology annotation, molecular function: DNA-binding transcription factor activity, RNA polymerase II-specific; DNA binding; zinc ion binding. Bases 447 to 3092 code for a protein of 881 amino acids. The transcript is spliced from 4 exons. Gene Ontology annotation, biological process: DNA-templated transcription; regulation of DNA-templated transcription.